Paramecium sonneborni is the source of this 922-nucleotide messenger RNA. Lineage: Eukaryota; Ciliophora; Oligohymenophorea; Peniculida; Parameciidae. The record is from the annotation of a GenBank genome assembly.
UAUGAUGCUAAAAUGAGCGGUAUUUUAGUUGGUAUGAUAUUUUAUUUGGUUAGAAGAGGGGAAAUAUGAUAAUUAAUAUAAAUUUAUUAAUAUAUUAAAACGGAUCUAUGAUAGAGGGUAAUUUGGGUGAACUAAUUUGGGGAAGUGUGGAACUGACUCUAAAUGUUCUUUUAUUGGAUAGAAUGAGGGUGCCUUAAAAAAUGCCAUCUUAGGGAGUAUUGAGAUUGUCACUCAUUCGUGAGUAGAAUAAUUACUCAGACACCUAGGUAUAAUGGUGUACCUUAGUUAGGUGAGAUAUGUAGUAGCCUCACUACUUAUCCCAGAUAUUUAUAAAUGCUUUCGUAAUAUUGAAGAUCCACUUCAAUUUAUAUACGGAUGCUUUAUGUUCUUCGAUGUCCUAGUUAUCUUAGAAAUGAUAACAAAUACAGAUACUAUCUUGGCUGCCACAUUUCUUUUACGACUACUACGUAUCCUUCAAAUAUUCCAUCAAAUAAUGAAGGCUGCCAUGACUAUUAAAUUCAAGAAGUUUAUCUAAUAAUCUCCUUCUCCUGUAAUUAAGUUGUCUUAAGUAUCUCCCCCAUAAUCCAUGAUUACUACUAAAGCCAACUCUCAUGAAGAAGAAUUAGAAGUAUUAAAUCCACCUAAAAAACUAUCCCAUCCAUGUCUUUACUAAUUCAAUAUCAGAACAUCCAAAAAUUCUAUUGUCACUAUUACUACUCAUGAUAUAACCUAAUUAGACUCUCUUCUUGAUAAUCAAUUAUGUCUUGACAAAAGAACCUUACUUAAUAUCAAGUUAAAUCUUUGUCUUAAAGCAUAUAAUCAAAAUAAUAUUAAAAAACUAUCCACAUCUAAAUUAUUACUCAAUCAGAUUGCUUAAUAUUAGGCUGAGUUAAUAUUCACUCAUUCAUGAAUUAGUUAAACC